AUGGACAACUCCCGGCUGCUGAGCUUGCCUCCUGAGCUGCGGAACGAGAUCUACCGCUACGUCCUUGUCUCAGACACUCGUAUCAUAGUGUCCCUUGGGCCAACCGCCGAGCCGCCCGAGAUCUCACCAAAGCUCAAAGUCAAAGCGAAAGACGCUCUGAUGCCCCUUGCCGACGACCUGGUGCACCAAGAGUACGAUCGGAGCAGCAUUGCUGCCCGCCUGGCACUCACCUCCGUAUGCAAGCAGAAGCGAGCCGAAAGCCUUCCAAUACUUCUAGGGGAGAAUAACUUCACGAUGGUCAUUAUAAACGGUCAGUACAGACCCCUGAUACGCAUGGAUACGCGUCUCUACUUCCUGCUUCUCAGAGGAUGGCUUAGCUGUCUUGACGGCUUCGCGCCGUGCUUGAAGCAUAUCACGUUGGACCUAGGUGUACGAAUCGAACACCGAGACCCAGACGCAAAGCCCCUUCUCGAGACCCUCAAGGGCUUGAAAGCUGUAUUCAGGUCGUUUAGUUGCGAUUCAGUCGUUUUUACGCGCAUUCACCUCGGUCAAUUGCCACGAGGGAAGGAUUCGAGACUCCACGCGCAGCUCGGUGGCAGCACUAAACAAAAAGCGCUCGAUUUCCUGGCCGAUGCUGUGGAGGUGGUUAGAGAUCAGCUUUUCGAAAGGUAUGCAAAUGCCGAAGAUGAUGUGCUCAAGAAGAAGGGACUGAGCGAUCCGGGCGCACUUAGAAAGGUUGAAGACAAUCUGUUUGGGUGGAAAGCAUGGGUAGAGGCUGUGCUGGACAAGAUGGAUGAAGAUCCUUUACUGCGUCUGAAGAACGAGUAG
Fulvia fulva is the source of this 828-nucleotide messenger RNA. RefSeq lists its product as uncharacterized. The coding region runs from base 1 to 828 and encodes 275 amino acids. Lineage: Eukaryota; Fungi; Ascomycota; Dothideomycetes; Mycosphaerellales; Mycosphaerellaceae. The record is from RefSeq and is a predicted model, not a curated record. The transcript has a single exon.